Messenger RNA from Polychytrium aggregatum, 3156 nucleotides. RefSeq lists its product as uncharacterized. The transcript is spliced from 12 exons. Gene Ontology annotation, cellular component: membrane. Bases 145 to 2874 code for a protein of 909 amino acids. The record is from RefSeq and is a predicted model, not a curated record. Gene Ontology annotation, molecular function: ABC-type transporter activity; ATP binding; ATP hydrolysis activity. NCBI's taxonomy places the organism in Eukaryota, Fungi, Chytridiomycota, Chytridiomycetes, Polychytriales.
CUUGGUUGCCGUCUUGGUCGCCAUCUUGGUCGCCGUCUUGGUCGCCGUCUUGUUUGCCGUUUUGCUCCCACGGGCUUUGGCUUUGUCUGCACCCAUUCGCUUCUGCUUCCUGGCCGGCCGUCGCCCUGCUCGACCCCCAUCGUCAUGAACCAGUCCAACGCCUGCUACAACUGCAACACCCAGCCUUGCACCAACUUUGGCUCCUGUGACAACAAUCUCUGCUCCUGUCCUGUUGGCUUUGGCGGCCAAAGCUGUGCUUCACCAGCCUGUGGAUCGCCCAAUACCAAGAAUGCCCUGCGCCCGCUCUUGUCAUCGCCAUCGUCGGUGUGCGCAUGCGACGAUGGCUUUGCGGGCCUGAACUGUAACGUGUGUCUGCGGGAUAACGUAUGCGUCCCCCCUGCUCUCGGAAGCAACGUCGUCUGCAACAGCGGGCCCAGAGGCUGGCAGCGAAUCUAUUCGUCCUGCCAGGUUAUCGAGCCCAUGUUGGAAAACCUCUAUCCGCUAAACUCCCAGGCAACGAUCGAGCGAUACAUCUCCAACAGCUCGGCGUUCCUUUCGCUCUGGUACCAAAACCAAGAGCAGUUCUUUUGCUCGGUUUGGAACUGCAAUCAAGUCCGGAAUGGCACACUCAUCCGCUACGACUGCCCAUCGGUUCAGUGCGGAUGCUAUCCUGGCGCGGCUUUCUGCGGCGGACCCGGUACCAAGUUUGAUCUGACGUCGCUGAUUGCCCAGGCAUCCAAUGGACAGUUCUACAUGACCUGCCCACUCAGCAGUCCCGCAAACUGUUCGGUUGGAUUCAGCGUCUUUGAUGUCUUCUUUCCCAACGGAUUCACCCUCAAGCAAUGUGUCCACGGAGAAUGCGGCGAUCCGUCCACUGCUCCUCCAGACGUUGAUGUGGCUACCGUGAAUCAACUCACUGCUGGCCAGAUUGCGGGCUUUGCCGUUGGUGGAGCCCUGCUUCUAGCCAUCAUCGCGGGACUCCUCAUCGGCUUCCGCAGCAGGGCGAUCAAGAAGAAGGAGCCCCUUGCCCCUCCGUCCAAGGGAUGCAAUCUGACUUUCAGCAAUGUUUAUUACACCGUCGGCAGCAAAAUGCCUCUGAAGGGUAUCAACGGACAAGCGCUUCCUGGCCGCCUGCUCGCCAUCAUGGGCCCCAGCGGCUCGGGCAAAUCGACGCUGUUGGACAUACUCGGCGGAAAGCGCAAGUCCGGCUCGGUCAGUGCCUCGAUAAGCGUGGACAACGCUCUCUUGGGCGCGUACACCGACAUCCCCGAGGUCGCCACGAUCGGAUUUGUCGACCAAGAUGACGCCCUGAUGGAAACGCUGACUGUGCGCGAGACCCUCGAGUUUUCGGCCAAUCUGCGGCUCCCCGAGUCGAUUCCGUGGGACACGAAGAAAUCCAUGAUUGACGACGUUCUCCGCGACCUCGGGCUUGAGUCCGUGGCCCAUUCCCGAAUUGGAGGGGCGUAUGGGCGGUCGAUCUCUGGCGGCGAGAAGCGCAGGGUCUCGAUCGGCGUCGAGCUCGUAACGUCGCCCGGAAUUCUCUUCUUGGACGAGCCCACGAGCGGCCUGGACUCGUACAACGCCCAUCUGGUGGUGCAAACACUCCACAACCUCGCCGUCAACCACGGCAAGACAAUUGUCUUUAGUAUCCACCAGCCUCGCAGCGACAUCUACAAGCUCUUUCACGACGUGCUGAUCCUGGCGGCCGGCGACUGUGUCUAUUUCGGACCAGCGGACCGAGCCGAGGCGCAUUUUGAGACCCCGUGUCCUGAGGGGUACAAUGUCGCCGACCACCUGCUCGACCUUGCCAUUGCCCAUUCCUCGAGUGAGGUGCCGAGCACCAUCUCGACUGAACAGGACGGAAGCACCCGCGCCAUUAGCACUUUGUUUCUCAAACUACGAAAGCCCACGACAUCGAAUGGGCGCCAGCUCGAGCUCAAACCAGCAGCCGCAGCCGCGACAACAGCCGAGUCGAACCCGAUCGUGCACAGUGCCCCAAAGAACGCUGGUGCGGUACCCAAGGGACACCUGGCCAAGACGUCGUUCCUGACCCAGUGGAUCGUCCUGCUGGAGCGGUCGAUGAAAAACCUCAUCCGCCGUCCUUGGCUUUGUGCCGCACAUAUCCUCGUGGCCGCUGUGCUUGGAACCUUUAUUGGCGGUCUCUACUACAAGUCCCAAUUCGACUUGGCCGGCAUCCAGAACCGCAUCGGCUCCAUCUUCUUCCUCAUGGCCCUCGUGGGAUUCUCGUCUCUCUCGGCGAUCGGUAGCUUUGCCGACGAGCGCCUGCUCUACAUCCGCGAGCGCGCCAACGGAUUCUAUGGUGCCCUGCCCUUCUUCCUGACCAAGAUGGUGAUGGAUCUGAUUCCUCUCCGAAUCAUCCCGGUGCUGAUCAUGGGCACGAUCGCGUACUUUAUGAUGGGCUUCCAGACAACGGCCGACCACUUUGGCCGGUACACGGUGAUCAUGGUGCUGCUCUCGGCAGAAUGCGCACUCUUCUGCCUGAUCAUUGCGGUGUUGAUGAGCGACGUGGGCAUGGCCAAUCUGGUCGGGGCGAUUCUGAUGCUCUUUGAGCUGAUGUUCACGGGAUCGCUGCUCAACCAAACGGAAAUCCCAGGCUCGUUGGGCUGGAUCCGUUUCCUGUCGAUCUUCAAGUAUGCCUACGAAGCUCUCGCUGUGAACGAAAUCGCUGGUCUCCAAAUCCAGGACAACAUCUCGGGAGCCAACAUCAACGUCAGCGCCUCUGUCGUUUUGAUCAAGUUUGGCUUCGACAUCAACUCGUACUACACAAACCUGAUUGUCGGCAUCGGCGUCACAGCGGCCUUCCUGGCCAUCCUGGCCGUCUUGUUCCGAUAUGCUCUGCAGCAAAAGAAGUAGGACGAGCCCUGCUUGGCUGUAUGUCUCGAAGGGCUGUUGUUGCUAUCAUCAUUGUUGUUGCCGUUGCCCUUGCUGUUUCUGUUUCUGUUGCGAUUGCCAUUUCAUUUGGAGGUAUCAACCUUGGAAUGCUUUUGAUUUUGUAUCACUAUCGUCUGUUUGAAUUGUCGCUGCUUGUUUGAUUCGCUAUGGCGUCGAUCACUCCGCGUGAGUCGCCUCGAGUUUUCCUUUUUACAGUCUAUCCAAUAAAAAACGGGACACCCGGGCUUUUGACCAUUCAUCGAA